This is a messenger RNA of Gallus gallus (chicken), 1322 nucleotides long. It is a transcript of the gene TACSTD2, whose product is annotated as tumor associated calcium signal transducer 2. The coding region runs from base 23 to 928 and encodes 301 amino acids. The transcript has a single exon. The record is from RefSeq and is marked validated. Gene Ontology annotation, cellular component: membrane. NCBI's taxonomy places the organism in Eukaryota, Metazoa, Chordata, Aves, Galliformes, Phasianidae.
ACCCACACAUUGUACCUGCACCAUGGAGCCUCCGCUUGGAGUUACGCUGCUUUUGAUUCUGAUGAUAACUUCAUCAGCUCAGAGCUGUACCUGUGUGACCAAUAAAUGGACAGUAUGUGACCAGGAUGCAUCUGGCAACUGCACCUGCAAGCUGGUAGGUUCAGAUCAUACAGUCGAUUGUUCAACGCUGACUUCAAAAUGCUUGCUGAUGAAGGCAGAAAUGACUGCUGUGAAGCUCUCCUACAGACCUUGGGUUAAGCUGCUGGAUGGUGGCAUUUACAAUCCAGAAUGCGAGGACAGUGGUAUCUUCAAAGCCAGACAGUGUGAUGAAGCUGGUACUUGCUGGUGCGUGAACACUGCUGGAAUAAGAAGAACUGGAAGAGGUGACAAAAAUUUGAUAUGCAAUGAACUGAUUCGAACAAACUGGGUCGACAUUGAACUGAAGCACAAAGAAACAUCCCAUUACUUCGAAGCUCUUGAUGUAGCAGAAGCCCUGACACACCUGUUUGAGAACCGAUACAAACUGCAACCCAAAUACAUCGCAGCUGUUAAGUAUGAUUCUCCAUUUAUCCAAAUCCAUCUAAAACAAAACAAGCAGUGUGAUGUAGACAUAGUUGAUGUAGCCUAUUACUUGGAAAAAGAUGUAAAAGGUGACUCUGUAUUUCAUUCUGACAGUACAUUACACGUCUCUGUUAAUGGAAAAGAUCUGGCUAUUGAAAAUAUACGUAUUUACUAUGUUGAUGAGAAGCCACCAGUGUUUAGCAUGAAGCAACUGCUUGGUGAUGUCAGUGCUGUGGUGGCAAUGGUGAUUCUGCCUGCUGGUUUUGCCAUUAUUUUGGCGAUUAUUCUGUGCCAGCGGAGAAAAUACAAAAAAAUUAAGAUGGAAAGGAUGACGGAAACAGAAGAGCCAAUUUUACAGUCAUUGUAAUCUGAAAAAAAAAGAAUCAAACUGCAACUUCAGCAACCGGGCAGAGGUGGGGGGGGCGCAAAAUAAGAAGCAUGAGCAGACUCUAUGUGUGUGGAUGUAUUUGGAGUUGUCUCCCAUUUUCUAGAAACUGACAAAGCACUCGGUUUGAAUUAUUCUACUUCAGAAAAAACAACUUCUCUUUGGGUAUAAAUUAAUCUAGGAGUUGGUUACUAAAAUCUGGGACUGAAAGUCUCAGUUCAGAAGCUACAAAAAGUGUAAUAGAUAUUCUGUACAGAUAGAGCAUACGUGCACUUGUACUGCAGAACUUGCUUGCUUGCUUAAUAUUUAAGCCAAGGCUCCAUAUGUGUUUGCUUAGAGCAAAAUAAUAAUAGCAAUAAAAAUGUUUAAAAUGUCU